CCCUUUGUGUAGAAAAACUUAUACCUUUAGCGAGCACAAGCGUUCAUUCCUGAAAAAUUGCGGUAAAAAUUGCGAAAAGCGCGAGUUCCCCCCGCGAUUGCAAAUAAUUAAUUUGCUUGGAACCACUGGAGACGCAAGGACGAACAGAGAGACAGACGCGCGUGCAAAAAAGGCCAAGUGGGACUGCUAGCGGAAAUCCAGGACUCGAGGACACGUUCGGGCGGCAGUAGAGAAGCGAGCAAGCAGCGACGACCAUGUCCGGCAUUGCUAUUACACGAUUGGGGGAGGAGCGCAAGGCCUGGCGCAAGGAUCACCCAUUCGGGUUCGUCGCACGACCCGCCAAGAACCCUGACGGCACCCUCAACCUGAUGAUCUGGGAGUGCGCCAUUCCCGGCAAGAAGUCCACCCCCUGGGAGGGCGGGCUCUACAAGCUGCGCAUGAUCUUCAAGGACGACUACCCCACCUCGCCGCCCAAGUGCAAGUUCGAACCGCCGCUGUUCCACCCGAACGUCUAUCCCUCGGGCACUGUUUGCCUGUCGCUGCUGGACGAGGAGAAGGACUGGCGCCCCGCCAUCACCAUCAAGCAAAUCCUGCUGGGCAUCCAGGACCUGCUCAACGAGCCGAACAUCAAGGACCCAGCCCAGGCGGAGGCCUACACCAUCUACUGCCAGAACCGACUGGAGUACGAGAAGCGCGUGCGUGCCCAGGCCCGCGCCAUGGCGGCCACUGAGUAGUCGGGCUCCUGCCAACCACCUUUACCACAUAGACAUUAACAAAUACACACAUCUAGCCGGCAUUUGAAGCUGGUCACAUUUCCCAACUAUUUCAGCUGAUCUGGCAAGUCCGCCAACAUUACUAUGCAUAAUUUUUGGCUGAUCUGGUAGCAUUCGCUGCUGAUAUAGCAAUGCUUCCAGCUAACGGUUCAUUUCCAACGAGGCCGCCAUAUUGAAAAAUGCCCAGUUAAAACACCUACUGAGAUUUGUGUUCGCCUGGUACUUCAGUCUGGGGAAUCCGGCAUACUGACAGCUGAAUUUAUUAUUUUUCCCGAGGAUGCUCAUAUAUUUCGAACUGAAUUACCAGGGAAGCAUAAGCGUGGAAAGGUGUUUUUAAAACAACCGCCAGGAUUCCCAAAGUCUUGGUUUUGGUGGGCAUGCUCUAUUCUGAGUACCAGGCGAACAGAACUUCUAGUAGGCUACCAACGAUCAGCUGAUCUAUCUGAUGCCUGGUCUAAUCUAACGGUUCUUUUAUUAGGGAUGCCACAAUAUUUUUCUAUUGAUCCGGUAAUAUGUCCGAUGUUUGACAAUAUUUUAAUCAAUCUGGCAACUAUGUCGUCAUAACAUUUUUCGCUAAUCUGGCAGCACUC
This is a messenger RNA of Drosophila melanogaster (fruit fly), 1363 nucleotides long. It is a transcript of the gene lwr, whose product is annotated as lesswright. The transcript is spliced from 3 exons. NCBI's taxonomy places the organism in Eukaryota, Metazoa, Arthropoda, Insecta, Diptera, Drosophilidae. Bases 255 to 734 code for a protein of 159 amino acids. Gene Ontology annotation, cellular component: nucleus. Gene Ontology annotation, molecular function: ligase activity. The record is from RefSeq and is marked reviewed.